AUGACCAGCUGCUUCUGGACUCGGCCUUAUCAGUGGCCUGAAUCCUACUACCAGGUCCCUGUCUCUGGCACCUUUCCACAAUCCUAUGCCAGACUGCCCGUCAGUGGCACGACUCAACCUCAGGUCAUUCCAACUGUGUAUCCCCAGACGUAUCAGUACCCCCAGAUGUAUCAGUACCUGCAGCCUCUUCAGACGAUGGCGUACCGACAGCCUCAGCUCUGGUACCAAGCGUACGUCAAUUAG
Molecule: messenger RNA, 243 nt
Organism: Diaporthe citri
Lineage: Eukaryota; Fungi; Ascomycota; Sordariomycetes; Diaporthales; Diaporthaceae
Exons: 3
Coding region: 1-243 (80 amino acids)
Source: RefSeq, a predicted model, not a curated record